GAAGCAGCUAACUCAUAACAAACCCGUGAGAUUACUGGUUAUAACCUCCAAAAAUAUAUAACUGAAUCUAACUGGAAUGAACAGCAGGAUGAUGAACUCUUUCAUUUUAUUUCUUGUGUGCGGUGUGUUUGGUGAUGAAGUGAAGAUUACAGUGAUGGAGGGAGAUUCUGUUACUCUACACACUGAUCUGACUGAUAUGAGCAGAGUUAUAUGGAUAAUGUGGACGGUUGAAGAAGACGACUUUGUUAAAGUUAUACUUGUAAUAUCUGAUGGUAUAAUAAAUAAAGAUUUUGAUGAUGAGAGAUUCAGAGACAGACUGCAGAUAGAUAAGACUGGAGACCUCACCAUCAAAAACCUUAGACACAAACACUCCGGACGAUAUGAAGCAGAGAUCAUUGCCGCCACUGAAACAACAUACAAGAGAUUCAGAGUUUCUGUUCUUGAUGCUCCACAUGGUAUCGGUGCUGGUGCAUGUGAUGUGAAGUCAGUGUCAGUGAUGGAAGGAGAUUCUGUGACUCUACACACUGAUGUUCAAACACAGAGAGAUGAUCUGAUUCUGUGGAGGUUUGGAGAUGAUGGUGUUCUCAUAGCUAAAGAUGAUAAAGAAGACAAUAAGAGCUCAAUAUAUGAUGAUAUUCUUGAUGGGAGAUUCAGAGACAGACUGAAGUUGGACGAUCAGACCGGAUCUCUCAUCAUCAGUCAUGUCAAAAACACAGACGCUGGAAUUUAUAAACUGAAGAUCAGCAGCAACAACAGACAGACACAAUAUAAGUCAUUCAGUGUUUCAUUCAACAAUAUCCACUGUUGUGACACUGUUGAAGCUGUGACGCGAUUGGUCGUCACUGCAGUUAUGGGCAUGGCCGCUGUGGCUGCUGUGAUUGUUCUGGGUUAUGACAUCAGAUCCAGAAGAGAUGAGCACAAGAGAAAAUCUGAUGGAUGACAUUCUACAACAUCAGUAUUAUGUUUAUAAGCUUUCGCUUAUAAACUCUCUCUACUUCUGGAGGUGGAAUAUCAGGACACAAACACAUAGAGAUGUGUCGUCAACAAUCCCUUCACAAACGAACCACACACAACAUUUACACAUCAAGCUUUGAUCCAAUUGCCUGUGGCUGGUGUGAUUGGCUGUGAGUUGUGACAUCAGAUCCAGAAGAGAAAAUCACAGACAUCACCACCAGCAACAACUGAACAAUAAGGUUCCACAGCAACACUUAACUUUUGACAUUUAUUGGUUUCUGUCUCCUUUUUUAUUUUAAAAUGUUCAAUUCAACAUCUAAUGUCUAAAUUAAAACCUGAGAUUUAAAACUUUAAAGCUUUCCUGUAGCUCAGUGGUAAGAGGUGUGGGUUGGAUCCCAGGGGAUUGCACAUACAUAAGUAUAAAUGUAUAGGUUACUGCAAAGUAAGUCGCUUUGGAUAAAAGCGUCUGCCAAAUGCAUAAAUGUAAAUGUAAAACACCUUAAAAUUACAGUUUAUGAUUUUAAAGCAGGCACUUCAAACAUUUUACUCAAUUCGUGACCAUUGCAGCUCUGCCAAUUUUUAUUAUUAUAAUAGAGCUUAAUAUUCAAACUAAAGCAGAUAAAAGCUGUAAACACUUGUUAGGUUUCGCAUAUCAACAUCAUUUUGUAUCUGUGUUUGAAGUUAACACUUUAUUUGUUAUAAACUUUUUUGAGUGACUAUGUAUUGUUGGUGUUGCCGGCUUGUUUAAUAGUUCAUUGGCCCCAUUCUCUUCAUUUUUAUUCAAUACUGUAAAAACAUACAGAUUAUCAUAUGUGUUAAUAGAUCAAUAGAAUGAUUUUAACAUUUGUUGUAUGACUGUAAGAAAUUUAUGUUGUACAACAAAACAUCAUUGUGACAAAAACCUAAUAAUCCACUAUAUGUGUUACAUUGAAUUUACAUUGUGUUACACAUUGUGCAUUAAAUUAAAGCAGCAAUUUCUAAAAUUUUUGUUUUGUUUCUUAUUAUUGACUGUGUUUAAAGUGAGUAAUACUUUGAUCAGCACUAUUAAAACUGACCUCGGUUAGAAAC
Triplophysa dalaica is the source of this 2022-nucleotide messenger RNA. RefSeq lists its product as uncharacterized. The transcript has 4 exons. The record is from RefSeq and is a predicted model, not a curated record. The coding region runs from base 77 to 940 and encodes 287 amino acids. Lineage: Eukaryota; Metazoa; Chordata; Actinopteri; Cypriniformes; Nemacheilidae.